CUACAUUUUUGUCAUCGACCACCACGACGAGCAAGCCCCCAGUCGCGUCUGCAACUCUCAGAGAAGGCGCCGAGGACGCGUCUCAUGCUAUCUCUGGGUGCACAGGCCGUUCGAUGUGUCAAAAAGCAUCGUACUCCAUGGCUUUCCCUUUACUACUCGACAUCUCGCAAGCCACCGCCUACAGACCUGCCCAAGGAUAAAUGGAAUUACAAUACCAGUCCGCUCUUCAGCCCUAUCGUCAAGGAUACCAGCAAGUAUCCUAUCGUCACCGCCAAUGGCCUCGAAUCGAAUACGACGGCACCACGCAGUGUGAAGAUGCUUGCUCGGGAUUUCAUUGAAGAUUCCCUGUACAAUCCGAACUAUGGUUAUUUCUCCAAACAGGCUACUAUUUUUGAUUCCAAACAAACGCCUUUUAUCUUCUCAAAGCUCCGAGAUACAAUGGAAUUUGAAGCAGAGGUUUCCAAGAAGUAUGCGGCGUACGAGGCGGACCAGCAGUUGUGGCACACACCAACUGAGUUAUUCAAGCCUUGGUAUGGCCAGGCAAUUGCCCAGUGCCUCGUCUCAGAGUACCUGUUGAAGUACUUUCCUUACGAGGACUUCAUCAUCUAUGAAAUUGGUGCUGGAAAUGGAACCCUCGCCCUCAACAUCUUGGAUUAUCUCCGUGACGAAUAUCCAGACGUAUACGAGCGCACCCGCUACACCAUUGUUGAAAUCAGUGCAAACCUUGUUGAGCUUCAAAAAAACAAAUUGCACGAUGUACACCCAUGCGUGAACGUGGUGCAUAAAAGUGUGUUUCAUUGGGACAAGCGCGAACCCGCUCCGUGCUUCUUUAUGGCCAUGGAAGUCAUCGAUAACUUUGCACAUGAUGUUAUUCGAUAUGACAUGGAGACUCUGGAACCAUAUCAAGGAAUCGUUGUUGUUGAUGAUGACGGUGACUUUGACAUGGUCUAUACACCCAUCAGCGACCCUUUGAUAUUAGCUUUCAUGGAAUUGCGCAAAACUCUCGCGCAUUCUCCACCUAUCUCAAGGAUAUUCCAGUCCUCGCAGUUGUUGCGAAAGAUUUACCGCAUGCUCCCAUUCGCAGCAAACAUGUCUGUAGAGGAAUACAUCCCAACUCGCCUUUUGAGUCUUCUACGAACGCUGCGAAAUCAUUUCCCCCGCCAUCGUCUCCUUCUAUCAGAUUUCUCGCACCUUCCUGAAACUAUUUCGGGCGUCAGCUCUCCUGUUGUUCAAACACGUCUCAAGAACACAACGAUUGCUACUGAUACACUCCUAGUUCGCCCGGGGGCUUUCGAUAUAUUCUUCCCUACCGAUUUCGAUAGGCUUAGAGACAUGUAUGAGUACACUCUAUCCCAACCACCUACGCUACCGCGUUCAUCUUCCGACAAUUUUCUACCCUCACGUUCAACACCGUUGACAUCGCAUUCCUUGUCCUUGUCAUUGGGGGCCGACUACUUUUCAUCCCGCCGUCGGACCGAUCGCCGAACGCCUCUCGAUGGAGUGACAUCUGCAAGUGGUCUGCCUGUGGGAGAACGAAAAUCAAGCGUGUUCACGCAUGCUGAGUUUUUGGAGACAUACGCAGACCUGUCGCAGACAAGGUUGCGGAAUGGGGAGAAUCCCAUGCUUGAUUUUUACAAGAAUGUCAAGUUUUUGUUUUGAGUAAUGGAACUUGUAAUUUAUUGUAUUCAAGUCUUGCGCCAACCAACCAAUGACAAGAGAUGGAUUCGCG
Messenger RNA from Guyanagaster necrorhizus, 1729 nucleotides. RefSeq names its product DUF185-domain-containing protein. Gene Ontology annotation, cellular component: mitochondrion. NCBI's taxonomy places the organism in Eukaryota, Fungi, Basidiomycota, Agaricomycetes, Agaricales, Physalacriaceae. The record is from RefSeq and is a predicted model, not a curated record. The transcript has 3 exons. The coding region runs from base 85 to 1659 and encodes 524 amino acids. Gene Ontology annotation, molecular function: protein-arginine omega-N symmetric methyltransferase activity.